This is a messenger RNA of Cheilinus undulatus (humphead wrasse), 3190 nucleotides long. RefSeq names its product transcription factor Sox-9-A-like. The record is from RefSeq and is a predicted model, not a curated record. Gene Ontology annotation, biological process: chondrocyte differentiation; negative regulation of transcription by RNA polymerase II; positive regulation of chondrocyte differentiation. NCBI's taxonomy places the organism in Eukaryota, Metazoa, Chordata, Actinopteri, Labriformes, Labridae. The coding region runs from base 337 to 1827 and encodes 496 amino acids. Gene Ontology annotation, cellular component: nucleus. The transcript is spliced from 3 exons. Gene Ontology annotation, molecular function: DNA-binding transcription factor activity, RNA polymerase II-specific; RNA polymerase II cis-regulatory region sequence-specific DNA binding.
UUGGGAUUGUACUUGGAGACUCACACGGAGCACUUUACCGUUUCAUCACACAGGGUUGAAAGCAAACUCCCUCCAGCUGGCUUAUUUUUGGUCCUUUCAAGAGCGGAUCCGCUUGCAGUUAACAUCCAAGGACUUGGGUUCGUGCGCAAAGACACUGCUCUCCAAAUCGGUUUUACGCACCGCAGCAAAAAGGCAAUCAGCUCUUAUUUUGUCAACUUUUGAAGUACUUUAAAACUCAUCGUGGCAAAGUGAAGUCCAAAAAGGCUUUCACUCUCGCGAGAAAGCAUUAAUAACCCCCUUUUUUCACGCGUAAUUUGGCCCCAAACAGUUUUUCGUAUGAAUCUCCUCGACCCAUACCUGAAGAUGACGGAGGAACAAGACAAGUGUCUCUCUGAUGCCCCGAGCCCGAGUAUGUCCGAAGACUCUGCGGGCUCCCCGUGCCCAUCUGGCUCGGGCUCGGACACUGAGAACACCCGGCCAUCGGAGAACGGGCUGCUGAGAGGAGACGGAGAAUUAAAGAAAGACGAGGAAGAUAAGUUUCCCGCUUGCAUUCGUGAGGCUGUGUCCCAGGUGCUCAAAGGUUACGACUGGACCCUCGUGCCUAUGCCAGUGCGCGUAAACGGAUCCUCCAAGAACAAGCCUCACGUGAAGAGACCGAUGAAUGCUUUCAUGGUGUGGGCUCAAGCUGCGCGCAGGAAACUGGCGGAUCAGUAUCCACACCUGCAUAAUGCGGAGCUCAGCAAAACCCUGGGCAAACUCUGGCGACUUCUCAAUGAAGGAGAGAAGCGGCCGUUUGUAGAGGAGGCUGAGAGGCUCCGGGUGCAGCAUAAAAAGGAUCACCCUGACUAUAAAUAUCAACCCCGACGGAGGAAGGCUGUGAAGAACGGGCAGAGCGAGUCUGAGGACGGCAGUGAGCAGACGCACAUUUCCCCUAAUGCCAUCUUCAAAGCUCUCCAGCAGGCAGACUCUCCAGCCUCCAGCAUGGGAGAGGUGCACUCUCCUGGUGAGCAUUCAGGUUCCCAGGGGCCUCCAACGCCUCCCACCACCCCGAAGACUGAUGUCAGCUCAGGCAAGAUGGACCUUAAGCGUGAAGGAGGCCUCCGCUCUCUGCCUGACGGCCCUGGCGGGCGCCAGCUCAAUAUCGAUUUCCGUGAUGUGGACAUUGGGGAGCUGAGCAGCGAUGUCAUAUCCCACAUCGAAACCUUUGAUGUCAACGAGUUCGACCAGUACCUGCCACCUAACGGGCACCCUGGCUCUGCAGCUGGCCCCGGCAGCACCACCCCUGUCAGCUACACUGGCAGCUACAGCAUCAGCAGUGGCGCCCCAGUGAGCCCGCAGGCGGGAGGCGUGGCAGCCUGGAUGGCUAAAAGCCAAAACCAACAGGGACAGCAGCAGCACACCCUGACCACCCUGGGGAGCAGCAGCGGCUCAGAGACGGCUCAGGCCCAGCACAGGACCCAGAUCAAGACGGAACAGCUGAGCCCGAGUCACUACAGCGAGCAGCAGGGCUCCCCGCAGCACGUCGCCUUCAGCCCCUUCAACCUGCAGCACUACAGCCCCCCUUCCUCCUACCCGGCCAUCUCCAGGGCGCAGCAGUACGACUACGCCGACCACCAGGGGGGGAGCACCGCCGCGGCAUCCUAUUACAGCCACGCGGGGGCGGGGCAGGGCUCUGGGCUCUACUCGACUUUCAGCUACUUGAGCAGCCCCAGCCAGAGGCCCAUGUACACACCCAUAGCCGACAACACAGGGGUGCCCUCCAUCCCCCAGAACAGCCCGCAGCACUGGGAGCAGGCUCCAGUAUACACCCAGCUCACAAGACCCUGAGGUGCCAGGCGGACUGAGAGACAACAAACACAAUAACAUGUACAGCUGCACACAUUUAACACACACAUGCAGACAUUUACUCCAGGGAGAGCUCUGCUCCCUGAAUCAGACACUUGAAUUGGAAGAAAAGGAGAGCUGGACUUGUAAUUGGCUCACACCGUGCCUUGCUAUUGUAUCUUGAUAGAAACUAUAUAUAUUUUUAGAGAGAUGAAGAACCUUAGGAAAAUCCUCUGUGAGGACUUAUUGAUUGUUGAUAUUUCAGUAGGAACUGUGUAUGUUUCUUUUUUCUAUGUUUUUUUCCUUAUACGCUGGCAGUAACCCAUGGGUUGAAUGGGCUUGGGUAAUUAUUUCUACCAACAUGCAUUCCACAAAAAAAGCUUUAUACUCUCCACAGCUCAGACACUAACCACUCAUGGUUGGGCAGUAUCUGGUUCUCUGUUAGAUCCCACUUUCUUGCUUCUUCUUUUUGUGCUAUUCAGCAAGUAUGGUUUGUAUUUAAGCUGUUUAUUUGUUUUCACAACUAAUGUGUCAUGACCAUAGAAAAGCUAUUAGGCAAUACAGAGAAAGAGGGAGCGACUGUGUUUCAUAAUGCUGGGCUUUCUUAACGGGGGGAGACUGCAGCCCUUUUCACCAUCCGUGCCUUGGAUUUUUACAUUUUCUCAACUUUCUGAAUGUGUGUGAGAUUGCGUGUGUGUGUGCCACAGCUGAGAUUACACUUACCGUCCAGCAGCGCUCGUUUGACAGCUCCAGGAAGUCACCUUUGACCCCUGGGUGUCCCCCCUGCAGUCUCCUGCCACGCUGGUGUUCGACGUUUUCCCUUCACGUCUUCUUUCUGGUCAACCCCAAUUAAAAAUUUUAUUUAUUUAUUAGCUUUAAUUUUAUUUCAAAGUAAUUAUUUUGCAUUCUAUUCUAAUAACUAAUGAAUUGUUUUCUUUGCGAUGUAGGCAGCAUAUUAUUUCCCCUCUUUCCAAAUUUUGUUUUCAUUCCAGGGGGUAUUUAGAACAAAUGGUACAUGCUGUAACCGCCUUUUUUGUUGGUUUUUUUUAUUUAUCAUAUGUAAAUGUCUAUUUUAAGUACAUAUUUGCUUUUUUCUGAGGAGUGGAAGGAACUAUAACAAAAUGUGUACGGAUUAUUUGUGAUUAUAAUUUGAGUUGAACUUAUAACUAUGGCUGAAGGAACUGGAAAUGUGUUCUUUUUCUGUUUGUGACCGUCCACUUUUACUGCUUUACAAAUUCCAUUCCUGUCUCUCACAAUAUGACAAAACUGAAGUUCCAAUACUCCUUUUUCCUUCAUUGACCUUGCCAUGUAUUUGUACUGUCUUUGAAAGAAUCUUUUGUAUAUGUAUUUGCAAUAAAAAACAAAA